Molecule: messenger RNA, 1232 nt
Organism: Benincasa hispida (wax gourd)
Lineage: Eukaryota; Viridiplantae; Streptophyta; Magnoliopsida; Cucurbitales; Cucurbitaceae
Product: peroxidase 2-like
Biological process (GO): hydrogen peroxide catabolic process; response to oxidative stress
Molecular function (GO): heme binding; peroxidase activity
Source: RefSeq, a predicted model, not a curated record
UCUCCAUUCUUCAUUCAAUCUCUCUAUAAAGAGAUGCUUCAUUUGUGGUGGUUUCAUCACCAAUUAUCGCAUCUCCUCCUUAAAAAAGAUGGGUUCUUUCAGUUUCUUGCUUCUGCUUCUGAGUGUUUUGUUUGGAGGGUCUUAUGCCCAACUCAGCGAGAACUUCUACGACCAAACUUGCCCUCGUCUCCCUAACAUUGUCCGCCGUGAAGUCAAGAGAGCUAUCGAAACCGACAUCCGUGCUGGUGCCAAACUCAUUCGCUUCCAUUUCCACGACUGCUUCGUCCAAGGCUGCGAUGGCUCUGUUUUGCUGGAAGAUCCCCCCGGCAUGGAGAGUGAACUCAUCGGACUUGGAAAUUUAGGAAUCCAAGGACUCGAGAUUGUCGACGCCAUCAAAGCCGCCGUCGAGAGAGAAUGUCCCGGCGUCGUCUCGUGCGCCGACAUCCUAGCUCAAGCCUCUAAAGACUCUGUCGACGUGCAAGGAGGGCCUAGUUGGAGAGUUUUAUACGGAAGAAGAGAUAGCAGAACAGCCAAUAAAACAGGGGCUGAUGAACUCCCAAGUCCCUUCGAAAAUCUUGAUCCACUCAAAAAAAAGUUCGAAGCCGUUGGGUUAGAUUCCACUGAUCUUGUUGCUCUAUCAGGGGCACAUACGUUCGGUCGUUCGAGAUGUUUAUUCUUCAGUGGCCGUUUUUCCAACUUCAGUGGGAGUGGGCAGCCAGAUCCGACACUGGAUCCAACUUACAGGCAAGAACUGGAAAGAGCUUGUACAAGUGCAGAAACACGAGUAAACUUCGAUCCAACAACACCGGACACAUUUGACAAAAAUUACUACACCAAUCUUCAAGCCAAUCGAGGGCUGCUACAGAGCGAUCAAGUUCUGUUCUCCACUCCAGGGGCCGAUACAAUUGACAUUGUUAAUCGUCUUGGGUCGCGAGAAGGAACCUUCUUUAGACAAUUUCGGCUUUCCAUGAUUAAGAUGGGAAAUAUUAGACCUUUAACUGGAACCCAAGGGGAAAUCAGAAGAAACUGCAAGAGGGUCAAUGACCUGGGAGGUGAAACAGGGCAUGAUGUUAUGUAAUUUUAUGCUUUCUUAUCUUUCUCUCUCGCCUCUUGCCGUAAUAAAUGACUUCCACUCCAAACCAAUGUCCGUCUUUAACCAUUUCGUUAUUAGUUUGUUUAUUUUGAAAAUUAAGCGUUGUUUUUAUAAUAAUUUGUACCUUUCUUAAUCACAA